This is a messenger RNA of Mycena citricolor, 1752 nucleotides long. NCBI's taxonomy places the organism in Eukaryota, Fungi, Basidiomycota, Agaricomycetes, Agaricales, Mycenaceae. The record is from the annotation of a GenBank genome assembly.
UUUGAGGUGGCUCUUAACCAGGAAGAGGCCCGUAGAUUGCGCCGAGCCCACUACACCUCUGCCCGGCAUGCACUUCAUCUCCACAUCCUUUGCUCUCGCCGGGAUCCUGGCCGGUGUGGUUACCAGCGCACCCACCACCCGAAAAAUCGCGGAUUAUAAAGGGCGGAUGCUCGAGCUGCCCCGCGGCACGGCGACGAACCUGACCCGCAUCGUCACCGCGGCCAACUCGAGCAGCAUCGAUCAAAACUGGCUGUUUUUGUACGCCAUGCACGGAGACGAGAACGAAUACGAAGUGACGAGUGCCGCGCCGUCGUCCAACUACUCCGUUCUGUGGUAUAUCCCUGGGCAUGAGGCGGGUCACACGCACGCCGCGCCCGAUAUCGUCGGCGCCAGGGGCCUGUACGAACACACCUUCUGGGACGUCACGCCCGUCGCAACGCCGCGAAAGGGGUAUCAGUUCGUCGACAAGCCUACCGGGAAGUGGGCGAUGUCGUCUUCGCGGAGCGGCAAGUUGACAGUCGAGCCGCGGAAGGGAAGCAAGGUACCCAAGGAACAGGUCUUCCAGCUCAUUACGCCUUCGGGCUCUACCUGAGUGCUGAACUCAUUAAUGAAUUCAUACAUACAGUCCUGAGUCAGAUGAAUCAUGGAAUAUAGCCUUUACUUGUUGAUCGGUGAGCUAUUGGGAGCGAAGUCUGCCGUCUGGUCCCCAGCAUCGGAUACGCCAGUGGAAGUGCUCAAGAUGGCAGAGCAUUGAGGGUUUCUCGUAGCCCCUGUUCACCCAAUAGUCGACAGAUCGAGUGAUUCUCGGGCAUGACGCUGUCAACCUGGAGCGAAGUACGUCUGGUGCAUCAUUCCUAGGCGCAGCGGCCAACCGUUGAAGUAUAAAGUUCUAAGAAGGAAGCGACUUCGCAAUCCACGAGAUCCAGCUGCUUACAGCACAGUCAACUGUGCAGAUGAGUUCAAACAAUACUCAGUCAAUAAAAACGGCCCUAAUCAGCGAACAUAAUCUCGUCAUGCGCUGGAGCAUCACUCACGUGGGAAGAAUAUACACCUGAUAUCGCGACACAAGCAUCAGGAUCAUCACCGAUGACGUAGCAGACACCACGACGGCAGUCUCACAAAACGCGCUCCUGAAAACGUAACCGCUCACCUCACUCCUUCAUCCCAGACACACACCUCCACAUCAUGAACACGCCGUCGCGCAACACCGAAGGCAACGCUGAUCUGCCGACGCGAAAAGAGCCGCUGCUGCGGACGGACGUGAAGAAGCCGCUGGCGUCGACGCGCCUGAAUCGGCUGAUAUACCUGCUCAUCCUGCUCUCGACGGCCAUGUCGGCGUACUACACGUACCGGGUGGUGCAGUGGAAGACGGACGUCGGUGGAUGGUGGAACCUCGCGAUGGGCGUCCGCCCGCCGACCGCGCACUCCGACCCGCGUCCCAACUCGAAAUCCAAGUCUACGCCGUCGUCGGAAACCGUGGAAGACCGCAUCUCCGCGCUCGCAGACGCACUGGGCAUGCCCUCCGCCGACCUCGCGUCCGCCAUCGCCGGUGCCGUGCGCGCGUACGUCCCGCCCGCGAGCCUCUCCUCGAUCGCGGUGCACCAGACGGGCGAGGCGGUGAAGGUGCUGCUCGAUACGGAUCCGGAGGCGGGUGCCCAGCAAGGUGCCGGGGACGAUGCUGGCUAUGCGGCUACGCUGGCGAGCGGGAUGGGCAGUUUCGUGGGCAUGGACGAGCCGUGAUCGGCGUCGUUU